This is a messenger RNA of Cuscuta campestris, 1340 nucleotides long. The record is from the annotation of a GenBank genome assembly. Lineage: Eukaryota; Viridiplantae; Streptophyta; Magnoliopsida; Solanales; Convolvulaceae.
CCGAAUUCAUUCUCUCUAAACUCCCUUGUAAAAGCUCCCUUGCAUUCUCUGCUAUAAUAUUAAUUGGGCUACAUGUGUUUCCACCUAAAGUCCUCCCGGUCAUAUUUGCGUGUUUUUACCUUUUUACUUUCCGAAUCAAGUGAACAAUCCUAGACCCGGUCUAGAAUAGUUUACCCGGUUAGGUAAUUUACACCAUCAUUUUUGGCGCCACCCGUGGGAGCGUUAAGGUUUCUUCUCAUCUAAACACAAACCUACCCACAAAAACACCACUCAAAAUGUCUUCAAGCCAGCAAAUCAACGCCACUUCCGCUCAGGUGCAAACCACUGCUGAGGGAGCCACCAUUGUUGCUACCCUACCGGCUAUUUCUGCUCCGGUGACGCCGUUGGGAUUAAGCUCAAUCCCAACCCCAAGCGUGGUCACCCCGUUCACGAUCCAUGUCCCUUCUGCUGGACCAAGGGUCACAUUUCCGCCCAGCAUGACCCAGUUCAUGAAUGACCCGGCCAACCUACAUGCCAUUCAAGGCUUUGGAGCCAGCGAAAACGAGGGCAUCCUGCCAGGAGAAGAAGUGGAAAGUCAGCCCCGUGGGCCGGUGGCUAACCGGCUAACCAUCCCGAAUGAUCGUGUCCAGCAGAUGGAGGCGAAAUUGGAGAGGCUGGAGAAGAAAGUCGGGGAGAAGAAUGACCGGGACAAACCCCUCGCUGGGUCCCCGUUCACUGCAAGGGUCCAUCUGACGUCUUUCCCGCGAAAGGCCAAGUUCCAGGAGAAUUAUAAUAAGAGGAAGAAAUUCACCUAUCUUAGUACAGCCGGGCAGAGGGAAUCUGAGAACCUCACUCAGUUCCUUACCCGGUGGAAGGAAGAGGUGGACAAGGAAGCCUACCAUACGGCAUGGGAAUUUCCUGAGGCUGAGACCCAACUCCGGGCAAAGAAGGAUGCUGAGCACGGGUUUAAGCCCAAGUCGGUGCAAAUCAAGAAGGAAGAAGCACCGGGAUCUAGCCGCCCAAGGCACCACUAUGACCCGGUCAUUCGCGUGGUCAACACAGAGGAGUGCACCAGUCAAUCCCCCGGAAAAUCCUACCGGAAGGACCUGGAAAAAGGUUCGAACCGCACGUACACGGGCCCAUGAGGUUUGACUGGUAUCGGGGAAUCAGCCGAGACUGUCAAACCGAUUGGGGACUAAAAGAUGCCCAUUAAAAGAAAUAGAAGAGGAUCGUCCACCGUGAUGCAUCCUAUUCCGACCGAUGCGGAUUUCCCCUUCUCAGGGAAGACUUGAACGGGAGGGUGAGCUAAGGCCUUCCCGGGAUGGUAGAUAACAAAGGGCCAUUAAAAGACUUAAUCACUC